CUGAUGAUCUUGUGGUUAGUGUUUAUUAUCGGUGUGACCGGCCAGGUGGAUCAGCAUGCUACCACCGAAACCAAGCACCUGUAUAACAGAUUGAGAACUCUGGCUAGAAAUGAAAAUCAGAUUUUAUUUGGAAUGCAGGAAGCAACACUUCAAGGUGUAGAAGGUGGGCACACUCCUUACAUAAUGAACAGACGACAUGAUGGUGUAGAGGGCUGGAUUUAUGGGGAUUAUAUGGUGGAUCAGAAAUAUCCGGAUGAACUAUGUGACGUAAAACGGCUGACCGGUUCCUUUCCCGCCGUUAUUGGUUUCGAUCUGUACGACUUGAAGGACUACCAGCUCAAGACAACAACUUUCUUAGGUAGGAAAGCGUAUGAAAGGGGUGAAGUUAUCGCGCUUGUUAUGCAUCAUAAAAACCCCAUUACUGGAGGAUCACCAUGGAUAAAAAAUGAUAAGGGGGACAUAAAAAAAUCAAUCAAGAGACUUCUUCCUGGUGGAGACUCUCAUUGGAAAUGGAACCAGAUUUUGGACAAAAUUGCAUCGUGGGCACAUGGUUUCAAAGAUUCAAAGGGAACAAACAUUCCCGUAAUAUUUCGCUUCCUUCAUGAACUAAAUGGCGACUGGUUUUAUUGGGGGUUGAAUAACGCUGUCGGUAACACGGAAGAGGAAUUGAAGGAGUUUUAUCGAUAUACUGUCAAAUAUCUCAGAGAUACUAAAGGUGUUCACCAAUUUCUGUACGCUUUUAGCCCAGACAAGUUCACUGAUCAGGCCGACUACCUCAAGGCCUAUCCAGGCGAUAAUUAUGUUGACAUCCUUGGUAUGGAUUAUUAUUAUACUAGGGUUUCGGACACGAAAGAUAACCUGCAAAGAAGUAUUCGUGAUGUCGUCGUAUUAGCUGAAUCCCGAAACAAGAUUCCGGCACUAACUGAAACCGGUUACAUGGACAAUAAAAUUAACCAGUUUCCGAACUUCUGGACAGAUUAUGUGUUGGAUGUUGUUAAAAGACAACCAACUACCAAACGCCUCGCUUAUAUUCAUGCUUGGACCAAUCAGUGUUUUGAUAAUGCUGAGCAUUCCUGUCUAAUCUGGGUACCUUACAAAGGUCAUCCUGGAGCAAAUAGUUUUGUCAACACAUUUUAUAAAGACCCAAUUACAAUAUUUGGUAACAAGGUUCCCAACUUUUAUCACUGAAUGUAAUUUUGUAAAGGUAAAGCAAAAUAAAAUAUUG
Molecule: messenger RNA, 1225 nt
Organism: Patella vulgata (common limpet)
Lineage: Eukaryota; Metazoa; Mollusca; Gastropoda; Patellidae
Product: mannan endo-1,4-beta-mannosidase
Exons: 2
Coding region: 4-1188 (394 amino acids)
Biological process (GO): substituted mannan metabolic process
Molecular function (GO): mannan endo-1,4-beta-mannosidase activity
Source: RefSeq, a predicted model, not a curated record